AUGAUUCUAUACGAGUAUGUAACAAGACACAUUACUAUACCAUCUGGUGAGCAAAAUGCUCUGUCGGUGAUGGAUGGCGGGGAGGCGUGGUCGCGCGAGUGCGCGGGUCGCGGGGCGGCCCUCGAGCGUACGUACGUUCACGAGGUGUACGAGCAGGCCGGUGACGACGCGACCACGCCGGCGCCCGCCGUGCGAGCCUUCAUCAGCGACCUGGAGCCCGGCAGUCUCGUCUGUGAUAUAGGUUGCGGUAACGGCAAGUAUCUGAACGUGAACCCAUCCGUGUUCGCGGUAGGAGGCGACCGUUGCACGAGGUUGGCUGCGCAGGCGCAUCAUAACAAUAAUGAGGUUGUGGUAUGCGACAAUCUCUGCCUCCCGUUCCGUGAUGAGUCGUUUGACGCGGUUCUAUCUAUCGCUGUGGUACAUCACUUCGCGACAGUCGAGCGUCGAGCCAGCGCGUUGCGAGAACUCGCGAGAAUUACUAGGAUCGGUGGCAGAUUACUACUCACUGUGUGGGCUAUGGAACACGAAGGGAGGAAUUUCCAUUCUCAGGAUGUCUUAAUACCAUGGCAUCGUCCAGCGACACUAUGUCCACCGCCGCCGGCCCCGAGAUUCCUUUCAGUAGACUACGAGCAGUACGCUGAACCAUGGAAAAGUCGUGAUGGCUCUCCGGGAUCAUCAUCGCUGUCAUCACCGAAUGAAACUUGCUAUUCAUUCGUUCGAAGAGCUCUACAAAGGCUGGCUGGACGACGUUCAUUCCUUCCUUCAUGGACGAUCGGUCCUAGAGUGAACCAAAGACAAUGCUCUCGCCCUGAACCAUUAGCUACUGACUUGCCCAUAGAAUUGAGAAGACUAGACGAAUUUCUACCUCCACGGCUGAUAUCUCAACCAUCGGAUGCGUCCACAAUGAAAUCUCGCAGCUUAACAGACAUCGCGGAUACGGAAAGACGAGCUCUUGUACGAUCUAGAUCUAGUUUGCCUAGUCUAGGUGGCGAUGAAGUUGAACCAGAACCAGAAAAACCAACCCAGGUCAUUGAACCGCGGAAGAAACCUCGACUGGUCAAACAAAAGAAAUCCAUUAACGAAGACGACGCGGAGGAAGAUUUAGACAAACCGACAGACAUGAAGAGCUUAGUGGAAGAAAUGCCUAAUUUUAAAAUACAUACGCAAAAAUUACAAUCGAAGAAACCUGGUGUAUUCAAACAAACGUCGCUCAACGAAGAGCUAAUGUCCGUAGAAAGAUUGAGGGAGAAAGAACGUUUGAGAAAGAAUAUACAAAAACAAGCGUCUCUUAAUGAAGAAUAUUUAUACCGAAGACCGGGAGCUCUAGAUUCGAUCCGCGAUUCAAUAUUUUCGACAUCAGCUACAACAGCCAAAAAAUUCCAAUCCCUAAAAAACGGCCUUACAAAUAAAUUCAAAACGUCCACAACGAAUAUAGAUAAAGUUACCGUGUUUGUUAGAAUGCUGCAAGGAUGGAAAAAUCACGGCCCGGUACCGGAAGUACCUACGCCGAGUGACAAUAACGCGAACAGUGAGAAGAGUUACCCGGAAAGACGUCACUCAAGAGAGGAUGGAUCAGAUUCCUCAAAAGAUAGCAGCCUUCAAAGUGAUACCAGUGUUGAUUCAGAAGAUAGUUUCGCAUCUGUCAUAUAUGUGCCUAAAGCAGAUGGUUCUGGCGAUCCAUUAUCACCCACACCUUUAUCCCCGGGCCCGACUUCUCCACGAUUAAAAGUUUCAUCGGUACCGACAUCGCCGAGAAUGAAAUCUUCACCUGGAUUACCUUCUCCAAGGAUCAAACAAGCAUUUCCUCUCAUCCGCCCCCCAGCGUCACCGAACGCUGUACAAGCCCCAGGAACUGUUCAUAAUAAAAUCUUAGUCGCACAAUACAGUUUAAAAAAUUACACCACAACUAAUAUUAAUACGGUACCCAUAAAACCGCUAUCAAAAAGCCAACCCAAUUCGCCUCCGAAGCCGGAACCCGAAGAAAAUGUUCUUAAAACAGAAAUCAGACCAAUACCUACUGCAAUUAUAAGCAAACCUCCUCCAAUUCAGAUAUACGAAGAAAUAGAUCAGAUUCCACCAAUACAAGAAGAAGAAGAAACGCCUACCGAAGCCACAAAAGAUCUGAUAGCAGAAAUAAAUAAAGACAUCGAAGAAAUACAUAAACUAACAGCUGAGACCGACGAUUUCAUGCCACGAGUCCUACAAGAUACAAAGCCAUAUCCGAAAAUAACACUGCAAACAGUCGCAGAAUUACCUGAAAUACCAAAAUUUAAGCCCAAAGGCCCUAAUAAAUCACCAACAAGUGACGCAUCAGAUAAAUCAGCUGACAGAAAGCGAAAGGAGAGGAUACGUCAAAUAAAAGAUAUGUUAAACAAAGGGAUUCCAAGUAUUAAUAUAAGUCGACGACCGCCGUUUCCUAUAGUUCGUAGUACGAGUAAGGCUGACCCAAUAGCUAAAAGCCAUCCAAAAUUGAUGACCCUAGAACUAUUCAAUCCCGCGACUGAUGAUAUGGACAGUGAUUCAAGCGGAGUUUCUUCACCGGAUUCAGUGGAUAGCGUGAUUAGUGUAGUACCGGAUGAACUACGAAAAACUGCUCUCGAAAAAGAUCUUCCUAAUCCCUCUGAAGUUACAACAGAAGAUACAAACUCCACAGAAAAAUCAUUACAGAAUACAUCACAAAAUUUAAUAGAAGCCGUUACCGAAGUCGCACAAAGCUUAGACGAAACUUGCGAAACAGUUAUACAAUCGAGUCCUAGAUCUAAACGAAAACAAUUAGAAAAAAUAGAAAGUACUGAAGCUAUAGCUAUCGUACAAGGAGCUUCAAGCAGCAGUAGCAGCAGUAAUUGGAGCUUAAAUAAGCUUUCACCUGGUGACCUCAGAAUAUUAGAGGACAAAUCAAGGUCACACUCAAAUACAACCUCUAGCGGAAGUUCCUCAAGCCUAGAACGAUUAUCCCCGGGACGAAGAUCCAAAGACAGAUCACCGAAACAAGGAAGCAUUAACAAUUCUACUUGGAGCCUAAAUAGACUCUCUCCUAAUAGACCAGAAGGAAGAUCUCUUGAUGAAAAUCUAGGGAAAAAUAGAAGUCCGACCCGACUACCAUACGAUUCGCUGUCUAUAUCUAGUACAGAUUCAGAGAAAUCUAUAUCAAAAUCGGAUAGCUUUAAUAGAAUACAAAACGAGCCUCUGAUAACAUGUAGGUCGGAUAUGCUGGCUAAAGAAGAGGAAUGGAUUAACGAACCGAACGAUCGUAAUCAACAUCUUACGGAAUUCGCUGAGAAACUCAGCGAGAAAUUACUACAGGAAAUCGAUCAAUACUCGAAACGUAUAAACGAAGAAGAUUUCGAUCUCCCUAGUAGCAGUAGCAGCGAAAAAAGCAUCUCGCUCAGACUGAAACGAGAAGAAGAAGAUAGAAAUACUCAGAAAAUAUUAGACGAACUCUCCGAUAGCCUACAACAUCUCGAAGACCCGUCUAAUAAAUUCAACAACGAUAACACACCAAGCAAAAUAAGCAACGAAAAACUUAAAUACACAACGGUCCAAGAUACAGAAUCUGACAUCAAUAAGUUAUUCCCGAAGUGCAGCACGAAAUCUAAAAGCAAGAAGAGAUGCAAAGACGUCGAUCCGAUUAUUAAUAAGUACAGAGAACUUAAGAAGAGCAUUCGUGUGACAAGCGAUGAGGAUAUAUAUUUAAAUAACUGUGCCAACAUACAAUACAACGUAAAACCUAUUAUAGACGAGAGGUUAACCGAAAUCGACACCAAGAACCCAGAUGAUGAUAGCGCUAUAUCCUCAAGCAACGGAAAUCCAGAAAUAACGAUAGAAUCUGGAACAUACGAUACUAGCCAAUCAUUAGAAACGGGAUACUCAUUGGAAUCAGAAAUAAGUGUAGACUCAUUAUGCACGAGCACAGAAAAACGUUCCUCAUUAAAAGUCGGCCAAUCAACAGAUUCUAGCGAUUUAGAUAAAAUGGAAAUCAGUCCUGAAUCAAUUACAUCACGAUCAAGCGCUAGCACAGCUUUAAAAUCGGGUUUUUCAAUCGAAUCAAGCGAUACAUCCGCUGGAAGUGAUUGGAGUAGACGUGAUAAGACCGGCAGUACGGCAUCUUUGGGCUGCGCUAGUUUAGCAUCAUUACCUUCGUGUAGUGAAUGUUCCAAAGAAAGGAAGCUUCUAGAAACUCGUUCGUCUUCUGAGGAUACUACUCCCGCGGUACUUCCUCGGCCAAUUCCUCACGCACCAUUGCUACCCUCACUCAGUGAUGGCUCAGACAGUCUACCCUCAGAAGGUGGCGCGGUCACUUACCAUAGAUACUACCACGUAUUCAAAAAAGGCGAACUAGAUCAACUCAUAGAAAAAUACGUCGAAAGUCUUCACGUUGUAUCCUCGUAUUACGAUCAGGCGAGCUGGUGUGUCAUCGCAGAGAAAGUACAAGUGUGGACUAUAUAA
Molecule: messenger RNA, 4446 nt
Organism: Danaus chrysippus (African queen)
Lineage: Eukaryota; Metazoa; Arthropoda; Insecta; Lepidoptera; Nymphalidae
Source: the annotation of a GenBank genome assembly